UGUCACCUGUUGCAAAAUGUCAAAACACAAAUGUUUUGAAAAUUUUAUAAACCAAUUUUAUAAUUAGAAUGACUUGAAUAGUAUAAAUAUAUCUAUUUACUAUGCCUGUAGUGUUAGGUGGUGGUGUAAGCGGCUUAUCAGCCGCUUAUUACUUGACCAGGAAUAAAGUAGGUAAAGUGCAAGUCUUAGAAGCAUCUCAAAGAGUCGGAGGCUGGAUUAGAUCGAAUAUACACGAUGAUUUUAUUUUUGAACACGGUCCAAGAACCCUCAGACCAUCUGGCAUAUCUGGUAAAAACACUUUAAAACUCCUGCAAGAACUAAAUAUCACCCACCUAAUUAUGCCGACUAAAUCAACCGACCCAGUAUCUCGUAAUCGUAUGAUUUAUGUCAAUAAGAAACUUCAUAAGUUGCCUUCGAGUUUGUUAUAUCUAUUCCGUAAACAAGAACCGUUCACAAAGCCUUUGAUUUACUCUUUAUGGACUGAAUUUGUGACACCAUCAAAGGUUAACAGAAAAAAUGAUGAGUCUAUAUAUGAUUUUGCAAAAAGACGUUUCGGUAAAGAAGUUGCAGACUUUGCAAUAAGUCCGUUGAUUUGCGGUAUUUGUGGAGGUGAUGCUAAAGAAAUCAGCGUUAAACUAAUUAUGAAAGAUAUGUUUCAAAACGAGCAAAAGCACGGAGGUAUUAUCAAAGGUAUGCUUUUAGAUAUGUUGAAGUUUGAUAAAAAUAAAGACAAAGUGGACAAUGAGUUGAUAAAAAAGGCUCGUGAGGAAAAGUGGAGUUUGUAUUCUUUAAAAGGCGGUUUAGAAAUGUUGCCUAAAGCUUUAUGCGAGCAUGUUAAAGCUAAAAACACUGAGAUAAGUUUAAAAGCAAAUAUCACACAACUAGAAUUCUUACCUAAUUCAGCAAAAAUUGUUGUCAAUGGUGACACAGAAAUAAAAACAGAUCAUAUCAUCAGCUCUUUACCAGCAAACCGUUUAGCCGUACUACUAGGUGAUCAGCACCCACAAUUAUCACAAGAACUUAAACAAAUCCCUUUCGUCUCUAUUGCUGUUGUAAAUUUAGAAUACGAUUGCGAGGUUAUAAAUGAGAAAGGUUUUGGCUUCUUAGUGCCUCCACAAGAAAACCUGCCAAUACUUGGUGUUAUAUUUGAUAGUUGUCGUGUCCCAACACCUGGUAAAACUAUUUUAACCGUGAUGCUGGGUGGUAGAUGGUUUAGGAAGUAUUUUGGAUUGUAUCCUACAAAUGAUUUGUUAUACACGGUUGCAGAGGCACACACAACGAGUAUUUUGAAACUUAAAGCUCUGCCUUCGAGAUAUUUUGUUAAUGUUUUGGAUGAUUGUAUUCCCCAGUAUUUGGUGGGGCAUAAUGAUCGGGUUCAGCGUAUAAGGAAUUAUAUUAAGGAUCAUAAUUUGUGUUUGUCUGUUUGUGGGUCUUCUUUUGAUGGGGUUUCGGUUAAUGAUUCUAUACUGUCUGCCAAAAAUGAAGUGGAGACAUAUAUGGAAAAAAGAGUUGUAUAAAGUAAAUUUUGUAUUUAUUGUAUUAUGUGAUAAGGUUUUAUA
Ctenocephalides felis (cat flea) is the source of this 1559-nucleotide messenger RNA. RefSeq names its product protoporphyrinogen oxidase-like. The coding region runs from base 102 to 1517 and encodes 471 amino acids. NCBI's taxonomy places the organism in Eukaryota, Metazoa, Arthropoda, Insecta, Siphonaptera, Pulicidae. Gene Ontology annotation, biological process: heme biosynthetic process. The transcript is spliced from 2 exons. The record is from RefSeq and is a predicted model, not a curated record. Gene Ontology annotation, molecular function: protoporphyrinogen oxidase activity, oxygen as acceptor. Gene Ontology annotation, cellular component: mitochondrial inner membrane.